AAGAACACUACACGAUUUGUGCCUGUCAAAGCAAAGCGCGCCAUACACAGAAGAAGAGGGUGGACACUUCCUCCUCUGUUUUUAUGUGGCUAACAGGCUAAGUCCUAUUAUUAAACACCGGCUUCCAGUGUGUGAAUGUCUGAAAAAGACGAUCGACACGCUAUCGGUGGAUUGUUUCAGCCGUAUAUCCGACUACCGAGACAGCUGGAUUUGAAGUAAUUUAAUGUGAAGGUUAGGUGCCUAAGUCUGCUCCGUUUCAACAGUGAACACAUCCGUGUCCAACGUGAACAUGGAGAGAGGGAGGCAAAAACUGCACAACAUCCUGGAGGAUGGUUUAGGACAAGAGUUGAAGAACGCCGGGAGGUUUUGUUUCAGCUGUGAGCAGAUAUUUGCAGAUAGAAGAUGCCUUGAGGAACAUAUGUGUUCUGCUGCAAGUCACAUUUGCUCCUGUGGAACUGAGUUCACCGAAUACAAUGACAUGCUGGAGCACAGUACUACACAUGAACCAGGACACCAAGUGCUUGAUCAUGAAACAAUAAGGAAGCGCAGGAAUGAGAAGCGCAUUGCAGAGGAAGCACAGCUGAAGAGAUUACAGACGGGUGAAGUUGUUUGGAAAGCACCUAAAUUAGGAAAUAUGCCAUCAAUUUCUUUGCCAGUGAAGCCGAUGCUGCAGGUACCCAUGACUUCAGCUCAUAUGCCUCAAGUUCCCAUGCAGUCUGCGCUGAUUUCACGACAAGUGCCUGAGUUGUACCCUUCAAUGUCAGAGGCAACUAUGCUCCAAAAUCCUGUCUCUUCGGCAACAGACAUGAAGAAUAUUUUUGCUGGCGUAGGUGCACCGACAGUGGAUCUUUGGACAAUUUACCAGCCAGUAGUGUUGUUGCAAACAGUGCGCACGUUUAGCAAGAAAAGAAUGUUCUCCUGCAGUAAAUGUGGGCAGUGUUUUACUUCAAAGACAGCCCUUAUAUCCCAUCACAGUUCGCAUGCUCUAUUUAAAGUUUCAGGCUGUAUAGGAUGUGGGCUGCUGCUCUCCAGCAAAAAGAUAGUGCCUCGCUUCCAUGUUUGUAGCGCACCUAGCAAUACUACCAAAUUCAAACUCAUUACUGCAAGACCGGCAGGUUACAAGGUGCCAAAUGAAGCAGGGCCUGUCAGGAGUCUGAAUCUGGCUCUUCCUCCUCCUCAGGAGCCAGAGGUCACGUCAUUCCUAAAUUUAAAAAGCCAGAAUCCCAGUGCAGGCAACAAUGGAAGUCAGACAACCCUCGGCAAUUCAACCCUUCAGUUGAAAAACUUGAAUAUCAGAACAUACAAUCAAAGCAACCAGGGGCUUCAUGUCUCUCCAUCGCAGCAGUUUAGGAGACAGAAUACAAAUCCAACCAAACCAUUCGUCUCCCUGCCACACAAGACCUACGGUCGAAAUCCUAGUGCAUCCAUCAAAGGCAGCCAAGGGCGUCUUGUGACCCCCUCUGGACAGACGAAGAGGCCCCCAACGGUCUUAUUUAGUUUACAAAGUAGACCCACGCAGACAUCCUCAAGACCAAAUGAAUUCACAUGUCGAGUCUGUUACGUUCCCUUUGAAACUCCUCAGCUCCUACAGAGGCACAAGUGUGUCAAAGCACAGGAGUUCAUGGCACUGCGAGGUAGCAGAAAGAACCACAAAUUAAAGAUGGUGACACCAGUGGCAGGCCAACAUCCAGUUCAGAUGAAUGGUGAGAUAAUACUUGGGGUUCCAGCAUCCGGCAACAUAAAGAUACACCAAGUCAUGGCUGUCAAUCUAGAAAAAUCGCAGGGGGUGGCUCCUGUGAAUGGCGGAACCGAAGUGGAUAUGGAUGAUGAUGACUGCUAUAUCGUGGAAAAGGGUCCAGACAAACCUGCUGAGAUGAUUUACCAAGUCACCUCAUCUGUUCCUAUUAAGACCUGAUUACCUGAGUGGAGAGGCCCAUCAACCGUGCAUGUCAAUUUAAAAAAAAAAAAUUGGACCAAGUACAAAAAGACGGCAGCUUCUGGUUGAAGCAUCUUAACUGAUCAGGUUAAUGGCACAGUAUUACACUGCUUCCUGGCUUUCUCCACACUAUGUUACAAGAUAAAGACAGUUAUAACAAAAAGUGACUUCAAACAUGCAUCUUUAUUAAGCUGGAUUUAUUUUUAUUUUUUGUCAGUAAACAUUUAAAUAUAUCCUUCCCAAUGGUCGAUGGUGGUUGUACUGCAAUGAUCUUAGAAGAUGUAACAGUUGAUUAUAUGAUGAAAAUGUAUGUUCAUGGUUUACCCGUUGCUGGGAUAACCAGUUACAGCUGAAUAGUUGUUUUGUGUUUUUUAAAUAUGUUUUUAAAUAUACCUUAGUAUGAUCAGAAUGUUUUGUGAGGCUGUUGGAAUUUACCAUAAUACCCCGUGUUCUUACCAGCUUUGUCACUUAUAGAAUACAGUAUGUUGUAUUAAACUAUAUUUUUAAACUGA
Labrus bergylta (ballan wrasse) is the source of this 2448-nucleotide messenger RNA. Lineage: Eukaryota; Metazoa; Chordata; Actinopteri; Labriformes; Labridae. The record is from RefSeq and is a predicted model, not a curated record.